AUGCCAACGCCGUGUCUGUCGUCUCAACCAACGCCAAUGAUCAUGAGUGCCAAAUCUGCUACAAGAUAUGCAAGUCACUGGCAGGACUGGAAAGUCAUCAACGGCUUCACUGACGGUCAAUUAAUGAAGGAAUGGCAAUCGUCUGAGAAGACGUUGCAAUUAACAUCUAUCUAUCUAUCUAUCUAUCUAUCUAAAUCUUCUGUUGAUUAUCUGUCUGUCUGUCUGUCUAUCUAUCUAUCUAUCUAUCUAUCUAUCCUUUACAUUUCUGCAUUAUCUGUAGAGUCUAUUUUCUUUUAUUUAUUGGUGCAUUACAGAAUAAUUCUCUAUCAUCUAUCUAUCAAUCAAUCUAUCUACGCAUGUAAUUGCGCCUUUUGUUUAUCUAUCUAUCUAUCUAUCUAUCUAUCUAUCUAUCUAUCCCAGUUUGUUGCAUAUCUAUCUAUCUAUCUAUCUAUCUAUCUAUCGAUCGAUCGAUCUCAGUUUGUUACAUAUCUAUCUAUCUAUCUAUCUAUCUAUCUAUCUAUCUAUCUAUCUAUCUGA
Messenger RNA from Acanthosepion pharaonis, 537 nucleotides. The record is from the annotation of a GenBank genome assembly. NCBI's taxonomy places the organism in Eukaryota, Metazoa, Mollusca, Cephalopoda, Sepiida, Sepiidae.